UGCUAGUGGAGCCCGCACAUGGUUCGAUUUUGUUCCUUGAUAUGCACCAUUCGUAUCAGUCAAUCGCUGAACUAUUCCACCGUACGUCCUAUCCGAUCGAGAGAGAUAUCGUUUCUGCUCGCGAGGCGGGGCGCCAACACUCGCUGCCCACGCUCUUGGUCGUGCCUCCAUCCUGAGUCCUCCGCAAUGUCGUCACCGCCCCUCUUGAAAGUUGGGUCUUGAAAGUUGGGCCAUGCCUGAGCGUCGGGGCUUGUGGGCCAGCAUCCCCCGGUCAGGCUCCACGAACGUCUGGUGCAUUUACGUAACCUUCCUGACGUGGCAGACGCAGACGCAGGGGUAGUCGGCCUUGGGAUCGGAUUCUUUUGCCGUUGUGGGGGAAGGAGGAACAAGAAAAAAAGCAGCCCGCCUGUGCCUGUGCCUGUGGUGUGGUGUGCUACCGUCAGCGCCAGCGCCAGAGACAGACCUGCGAACAGGCCCAACAGCAGUCAGCACCGCUCGCAUAAACCCGCGCCCCAGUCUCCCCCGAGACGCCCUACCCAAGACCCGACCCCUCCCUCCACUGAAGAUGGCGCCCAGCGCCCCCGAGAAGGACCGCCACGCCUUUUACGGCGGCCACGCCCGGCCGUCGGCCGACAGCCCCGGCACCUUCACCACCGUCGACCCAUCCACGGCCCAGCCCCUGUGCACCAUCCACACGUCGUCGCCCGCCGCCGUCGACGCCGCCGUGGCCGCCGCCCGGGAUGCCUUCCCCGCAUGGUCCCGCACUCCGCCGGCCGAGCGCGCCCAGGUCCUGCAGCGCGCCGUAGCCAUCCUGCGCGCGCGCAACGACGAGCUCGCCCGCGUCGAGACGCUCGACACCGGCAAGCCCUACUCGGAGACGUCGGCCGUCGACGUCGUCACCGGGGCCGACGUGCUGGCCUACUACGCCAACCUCGUGGCGUCGGGCGGCCUCAACGGCGAGUCGCUCCGCCUCCGUCCGGACGCCUGGGUCUACACCAGCAAGGAGCCUCUGGGUGCGUGCGCCGCCAUCGGCGCCUGGAACUACCCCAUCCAGAUCGCGCUCUGGAAGUCGGCGCCCUGUCUAGCCGCCGGCAACACGCUCGUCUACAAGCCGUCCGAGUUCACGCCGCUGCACGCCCAGUACCUCGCCCAAGUCUAUGCCGAGGCCGGGCUGCCCGCCGGCGUCUUCAACGUGGUCUACGGCGCCGGCGACGUCGGCGCCCGCCUGUCGACUCACCCAGACGUCGCCAAGGUCAGCUUCACGGGCCAGGUUAGCACGGGCCGCAAGGUCGCGGCCGCGGCCGCCGGCGGGCUGCGGUCUGUCACCAUGGAGCUCGGCGGCAAGAGCCCGCUGAUCGUGCUCCCCGGCGCCGACGUGGCGCAGGCGGCCGACGGCGCCAUGAUGGCCAACUACUACAGCUCAGGCCAGGUCUGCACCAACGGCACACGCGUCUUCGUGCCGCGCGCCCUCAAGGCCGCCUUCGAGACCGCCGUGCUCGAGCGCAUCCCCCACGUCCGCGCCGGCGACCUGUUCGACCCGGCCACCAACUUCGGGCCCCUGAGCAGCCGCGCGCACCUGGACAAGGUCGAGGCCUACAUCCGCCACGGCGUCGAGGUGGACAGGGCCCGCCUGCUGUGCGGCGGUGUCGGCAGGCCCGAGGGCGUCCCCGAGGCACUCGGCGCCGGCUUCUGGAUCCGCCCCACCGUCUUCACCGACUGCACCGACGACAUGCGCAUAGUGAAGGAGGAGAUCUUUGGCCCUGUCAUGUCCAUCCUGGCAUAUGACACGAUCGACGAGGCCGUCGCGCGCGCCAACGCCACCGAGCUAGGGCUAGCUGCCGGCGUGUUCGGGAGCGACAUCAACCAGUGCCACGACAUCGUCGCCCGGCUCGAGGCCGGCAUCACCUGGAUCAACACCUGGGGCGAGUCGCCCGCCGAGAUGGCCGUGGGCGGCUGGAAGCAGAGCGGCAUGGGUGUGGAGAACGGCCACAAGGGGCUCGAGGCCUGGGUGCAAAACAAGAGCACCCUGGUCGAGAUGGCCGGCAAGGUCCCGACGGUGUUUGCCAAGAUAUAGCCCAUGUGCCGUUGUCUUGUGGAGAGAGUUGGGCGAGGUGAGACAAUGAAGGCGCAAAAAUUGAGGCCAGACGGGCCAAUUCCUCCAACCGCCACAACUUGGCGCCUCAACGGCGAAGUUUGCGUAAAGUUAUCAGAUCUGCCCAGAAAGGGCAACUAGUUUCACCAGCAUCCAUGUUGUGCCUUGUGCCUUGUCAUCUUGUGCCUUGUUACCUUGUGCCCGACAC
Gaeumannomyces tritici R3-111a-1 is the source of this 2300-nucleotide messenger RNA. RefSeq names its product betaine aldehyde dehydrogenase. Gene Ontology annotation, molecular function: aldehyde dehydrogenase (NAD+) activity. Bases 566 to 2074 code for a protein of 502 amino acids. The record is from RefSeq and is a predicted model, not a curated record. Lineage: Eukaryota; Fungi; Ascomycota; Sordariomycetes; Magnaporthales; Magnaporthaceae. The transcript has a single exon.